Psylliodes chrysocephalus is the source of this 591-nucleotide messenger RNA. NCBI's taxonomy places the organism in Eukaryota, Metazoa, Arthropoda, Insecta, Coleoptera, Chrysomelidae. The record is from the annotation of a GenBank genome assembly.
AUGGAAAGUGAUGAAGACCCAUAUGCGACUGAUGAAGAUGUAGAAUACACUCCCUCGGAUACUUUGUCAAUUUCAGACACUGAAGAAGAUGAAAAUAGUAAUGGCAGUGUUUCCAGCAGCACCCAUUCAGAUACACGCGAUGAUGUCCAUGUUACGCCAGUCAAAGCUAGACAAAGACAGAAACGUCCAUCUGAAUGGAAGAUUAACCAACGGAAACGCCUUAGAACUCAAGAUGAACCUAAAGUCGCAAAGAGCAAAGUUCAACUAGCAGUCCAUCAAAGACGAGCUGAAAAAGCAGUGACUGUGAAGAAAAACGACAUCGAAAAGCAUAGAUUUUCGGGAGACACAGUGGUUGUAUGCUUUGAUCUUCAACAGUUUUUGCCAAUGCCACUUUUAACAACUUCGAAAGUGUUUUAUUUAAGACAGUUAUGGACAUAUAAUUUUUGCAUUUACGAUUUAAUAAACAAUGUAGCUAAUAUUGCGUCGACGUCAAAAAAGACACAAAAUAUUGUUUUAAGUGACUUUGAUUCCGAAUCUGAUCAAGACGUGGAUGAUAUGCUUCUGACCUCUGAUUCCGAUAGUAAUGAAUAA